UAAACAUAGGAGGCAACUUGUAAUUUGCUGUAGCAUGCCUUGUUAAAGUUGAUUUCUCUAGCCCCGAAAAGCUGUAGAUGAUCUGCUGCAUGCCGCUUAGCACACAAUGUCAUCUGCCUGUUAAGCAGCACUUUACAGCCGCCUCCCAUUCACUCACUCCCAAUAUCUCCCUCAACGUAAAGCCUGUAGUUAAUACAUAUCUGUAUCUCUAAUUACUCUACCUGCUGCUGCCCAUAAACACACCCGCCUCCAGCCUUGCAGCCGGCAUUUGAUGGUGUCGAUCGGUUGAUGAGUUACGAGUGGCGGAUUAUCCUGGAUAUAUAUGGCUGUUGUCUGUGUCACGGUGUAUACAUAUACGUUAUAUAUGCGGGAAUUUAUUAAUCCAUCCGUGUCCGGGCUGGAUUUACAUUAGCGAGGACGAGAGAGAUAAAGUGAGCUGUUGCGUCGAGCGAUGCUGGAUGCUUACAUAAGUGCUGCAUUUGCCGUGGGAGCCGUGGACGAUAUUAUCCCAGCUGUGUGCAUGCGCGACUGCCUUGUCACUGCACUUAUACACGUCAGCCGGGGCAUUCAUGAUCGCCGCUUGCAGUUCACCAAUGGCCGACAGCCCCCCACGGUCCUGUUGCGAUGCUGACCGGCGGCGUUGUGCCGGUACCCACGGAUUGUCACUCUGUGUUUGGUCAACAUCCUCGUGGCGGUGUCCGGGUGCGGGUGGGUGCCGGGCGUCCUGUCUAUCAUGAGCGUGACUGGCAAUGUCACCUAGCCUACUUCACCCCUGCACUGCUGCAACGCCGCCUUCUCUACACCGCACUGGACACCGUGUUUUCAUAGCUGCUAUUCUGUUGCUGCCGGUGCCGCUGCCGGGGAUCCCGUGGGCGGGCGCUCGCUGCCGCUCAGUGUCAGGCUCAGCUGCUCUUCCUAUCUUUUUUCUCGAUGAUUAUGAAGCGACAGAAUAUCCGCACUCUGUCGCUAAUUGUCUGCACCUUCACCUACCUGCUGAUCGGGGCGGCUAUCUUUGACGCGCUGGAGGCGGAGACGGAGGAGAAGCAGCGUCGAAUGCUGCGCGAUCUCGACACGUUCUACCGCGAUAAGUACAACAUCUCCAGCCUCGACUGGAAGAUCAUGGAGACCGUCAUGAUCAAGAGUGUUCCCCACAAGGCCGGGACGCAGUGGCGUUUCGCCGGAGCCAUUUAUUUUGCCACAACUGUCAUAACAACCAUCGGCUAUGGCCACUCGACGCCGUUGACGUUUAUGGGGAAGGGCUUCUGCAUGGUGUACGCCUCGAUGGGCAUUCCGUUGGGCCUGGUGAUGUUUCAGUGCAUUGGCGAGCGACUAAAUACCUUUGUGGCCUUCGUGCUGAAGGCCAUUAAGAAGUGCCUGCGCCUGCGUAACACGGAGCCCGGCCAGGGCGACCUCAUCAUGGUUAUUGGGCUCAUGUCCUUUAUCGUCAUCUUCGGCGGUGCCGCCGGAUUUUCAUAUUAUGAGAAUUGGGAGUACUUCGACUCCAUCUACUACUGCUUUAUCACGCUUUCCACAAUCGGCUUUGGCGACUUCGUGGCCAUGCAGAAGAACGGUGUGCUGGAGUCGCGGCCGGAGUAUGUGGCCUUCAGUCUUAUCUUUAUCUUGUUUGGUCUCAACACCUUCGCCGCCCUCAUGAACCUGUUGGUACUGCGCUUCAUAACAGCCAACACGCAGGACGAGCGCGCCCAGGCGCUGGAGGCCGAAGCCGCCCGCGCCACCGCGGUCCAUGUGGAGGGCGACAUUAUCACGCACAACAAAGCCAACGGCAGCAUCUGUUCGGGUCAUGAGCCUGAGCGCCGCGAGCCUCCCAUGUCCACGCGGGAGGUAUACUACCGUACGGUGGAGGACGACGGUCAGAGCGUUUGCUCUUGCACCUGCUACCGGCCCUACCGGCCGCCGGAGCAUGCCCUCGAUUACAGUCUGAAUACCAUGACGCAGCGCGGCGGCAAACCGCGCCACUACACUGUCAGGCGCUCCCCCACUAAGAUAGCACACCUCCUACCCAUGGAAACCUUCAUCACGGAUGACACCGAUUUUCCGCUUGACCCCUUUGCUGGGGGGCCUGAUGACCCCGUUGAAUCCGAGUCCAACGCCUUUCUGCAGGCGGUCAACCGCGGCAAGCGCCACUCUUUCUGACACUGCGCUGUUCGGUCGGUCGAUCCGUCCGGCCGUUUACUGGCGCGUCUCACUGCUCACCAGCCGCGUACGGGUUGCGGCUGCACGGACGCCGAUGCGGGGGAGUUGCCGGCUGAUAGAUGCAUUGGAGCGUUGGCGGGAAGGAUGGAGUGCUAGUGGAACGGACGUUUCUUUAACUUCCUUGAGCUCCCCAGACGCCCAUGACCCAUUCCGCCCACUGCCACGCUGUGACGCGCGGUGUACGCGGCGCCGGGCUUUGCGUAAUGAACGUUGUGGGGCGCAACAAUGGCCCAUUUGGUGGCUGCGAAUCUUCCUCUCGGGCCGCUAUCCGCUCGCCGGCGUCCUCGUCGCGUUGCGCUGAUAGAACCAGCAGAGCCCAGCCCGUGUCGGCGUUGACGAUGAUCCCACAAAUGGCCUUCUUGAUGAUUUCCUAUGCCUGUAAGAAUUGAUAGACUAUGACGUCGUGGAAUGAAGGAAAGAAUAUCUGCUAUCUCUGUGUGACCUUGUGCCCGAUGCGCAAGUGUAUGCUCUGGUUGUUCUUCUUCUCAUCCUCCUUCUCUCUGUGUCUCUUCUCUUGUGUUCGAUAUAGUCAAAAUGGUUGAUGUGCAUCGGUCUCUGCGGGUUGGCAUUUGUCAGCUUUUGUAUGCGCAGACGGCACGAAACGGGUUCUUCCAAAAGUUUUGUAUUACUUAAUUAUUUCGUUACUCCUUCUUCUUCACUUAUGUGCAAUUCGAGCGUUUGCCGGUUGCCGGCUGUUAUGAUAAUUACCUUGUAAAUGGGUCGACUUAUGCUUUCCCGACAAUACAGAAGAUGGACCGAAUAAUAA
Paramacrobiotus metropolitanus is the source of this 2980-nucleotide messenger RNA. RefSeq names its product two pore potassium channel protein sup-9-like. Gene Ontology annotation, molecular function: potassium ion leak channel activity. The transcript has 3 exons. Gene Ontology annotation, cellular component: membrane. The coding region runs from base 931 to 2154 and encodes 407 amino acids. NCBI's taxonomy places the organism in Eukaryota, Metazoa, Tardigrada, Eutardigrada, Parachela, Macrobiotidae. Gene Ontology annotation, biological process: potassium ion transmembrane transport; stabilization of membrane potential. The record is from RefSeq and is a predicted model, not a curated record.